UUCAGUGACAUUCAGCUGUGCUGUAGGAGCCUCCAUUUCAGCACAAAAGGUGUAAUGGCAAGCAGCUGGAUUACAUACUCACAGACCAACACGAUAAAGAGGAAUCAUGACCUUGCUGAUAACUGAAGACGUGAUGAUUCAUUUCUAACUAACUGAUCUGCUCCACUCAUUGGACUAUUAAAGGACAAGCUUGGAUGGACUCCAACCAGAUCUGCAGAAACCUUCAUCUUUCAUAAAAACCUCAAAGUCCUGUCUGACAUGGGCCUGGCCCUGUGCAGACAGUCUCACAGCCACACGGCCAAAGUGGUUCUAGUGGGCCUGGACGGGGCGGGGAAGUCCACCCUCCUCCACCGCCUUCAGAGGGGCGAGCUGGCGCACACCACCCCCACCGUAGGCUUCAACGUGGGCUCGCUGGAGCUGGACUCUGGCCCGGAGCUGACCGUGUGGGACAUAGGGGGGCAGGGGGGCAUGCGCGCCCAGUGGGGAGACCACAUGGAGGAAUGCGAUGCCCUGCUGUUUAUGGUGGACGCGGUAGACCGGGUACGGAUCAGGGAGGCAAGGGCGGCGUUGGGGCAAGUGCUGGGGGAUGAGAGGGUGAGGGGAGUCCCUCUAAUGGUGCUGGUUAAUAAGAUGGACCUCCCAGAGGCGAUGGGGCUCCAGGAGGUGACGGGUGGGCUGGGGCUGGAGCAGUGCUGGGACAGAGACUGGGAGGUGCAGGGGUGCAGCACUCACAACGGGCUGGGGCUCCAAGAGGCCCUGGACUCUCUGGCCACACUGAUCAGAAAGCGCUGAGGGGUAACUCAGACACACACACACACGAGGAUAUAUGGAAAACUUUGGCAAAUACACAGAUCAAUGGACAAGGCAUGGGCUCUCAUACAAACAGGUAAAGAAUAGGCACACACACAUUUGGACAAAAGGGAACAUGUGAAGCUUUUCAUAAGCUAACUGUGCUCCUAUCACUAACUAGCCCCAUGUCGCACAGUAUGUAUCAUGCCAGUAGGUUAUUUGAAUAUAGAAACAGUUGUAACAUUCACUAUGAAGGAAACUAUUUAAUGGGACUUGAGAAUCGCAGAUUGGAAUUAAAUGGCUACUUUUAUCAAAAGGACAAAACCCAACGGGAUCAUCCACCUGUUUUUACACUCACUGUAACAAUGACAUGUCUUACAUUCAACUAAUCUCCCCACAGCAAUGUCACAAGUGCCACUCAUUUUUACAAUUUACAGAAGAUGCAGUAUCCUUCUACACCACAAGGUGGUCUCCUUAUUUAGCCACAACUUAGUCCUGCUGGUCAUAGUUUCUCCCUGGAAGUUAAAUCAAUGGUUACUACUACAGAUUGAAGUGUUGACACUACCAGACUGAAGGGAUUGGUGAUAUACAGUUACAUUAAAAUAGAACCUUUAGUUGUAUAUUCAGUAAAGCCGAUUACUUUCAUUGGUCUUAAGUAUUUAAGAGCAAAUGUGUCAGGUAUAUUUAUCCAGGUACCAUGUACAGCAACUCUAAAUCACAUCCAUGAGAGCAUAGUCACCUUGUACCUUCUUUCAGAAUAAGAAUCUCUCACCAAUUUUUCCAGACACAGACAAUACACCUUGAUGUUACUGUAUCAAUCAGAAAGCUUGCAGCACGUUUAUUUUGGGUUAGGAUCAGUAGUACAGAGAACAUGUCCUAAGGAUGAGAUGAGAGGAAGUGAUGUCAUAAUCCCCUGAUUAGCAGAAUGUGGCAUUGAUGGGUUUGUUUGUGGUGAGGUGAAUGUAGUGUCUUCAAAGUAUUUACACCCCUUGGAAUUUUAUAGAGUUUGUUGUGUUACAACCUGAAUAUAAAACAGAUUAAAAUGUUGAUUUUGUGACACUGGCCUAGACACAAUACCCCAUAAUGUCAAAGUGGAAUUGUUUGGACAUUCUUACAAAUUCAUUAAAACUUAAAAGCUGAAAUGUCAAGUGAGUGUUCAAACCUUUUGUUAUUUCAAGCCUCAGUAAGCCCAGGAGUAAAUAUGUGCUUAACAAGUCACAUAAGUUGCAUGGACUCACUGUGUGCAAUAAUGGUGUUUAACUUGAUUUUUGAAUGACAACCUCAUCUCUGUACCCCACACAUACAGAUAAUUGUAAGGUCCCUCAGUCUGGCAGUGAAUUUCAAACAGAUUCAACCACAAAGACCAGGGAGGUUUUCCAAUGCCUCGCAAAGAAGGGCACCUAUUGCAAGAACGGUAAAAAAAAAGAAGCAGACAUUGAAUAUCCCGUUGAGCAUGUUGAAGUAAUUACACUUUGGAUGGUGGAUCAAUGCACUCAGUCACAACCAAAGAUACAGGCGUCCUUCCUAACUCCAUUGCCGAAGAGGAAGGAAACCGCUCAGGGAUUUCACCAUGAGGCCAAUGAGGACUAUAAAACAGAGAUGAAUGGCUGUGAUAGGAGAAACCUGAGGAUGGAACAACAUUGUAGUUACUCCACUAUACUAACCUAAAUGACAGUGAAAAGAAAGCUUGUACAGAAUAAAAAUAUUCCAAAACAUGCAUCCUGUUUGCAAUAAGGCACUAAAGUAAAAAUGUGAAAAAUGUGGCAAAGAAAUUAACUUU
Messenger RNA from Salvelinus fontinalis (brook trout), 2569 nucleotides. RefSeq names its product ADP-ribosylation factor-like protein 11. Lineage: Eukaryota; Metazoa; Chordata; Actinopteri; Salmoniformes; Salmonidae. The transcript has a single exon. Gene Ontology annotation, cellular component: cytoplasm. Gene Ontology annotation, biological process: intracellular protein transport; vesicle-mediated transport. The record is from RefSeq and is a predicted model, not a curated record. The coding region runs from base 259 to 792 and encodes 177 amino acids. Gene Ontology annotation, molecular function: GTPase activity; GTP binding.